This is a messenger RNA of Drosophila mojavensis, 1664 nucleotides long. RefSeq names its product protein FAM76A. Lineage: Eukaryota; Metazoa; Arthropoda; Insecta; Diptera; Drosophilidae. The transcript has 6 exons. Bases 121 to 1293 code for a protein of 390 amino acids. The record is from RefSeq and is a predicted model, not a curated record.
AUUUUAAUUUUAUCUUUGUGGUGACACUGUUUGCGUCGUCUUCUUAAGCGCAUAUUAAAAAUAAUUUGUACAAAAAGAAAGAAAAACUAGCACAAAGAAAAAUAAAACACAAAUAUAAAAAUGAGUUCAAAAGUAUUAUUCGCAUGCUCCAAAUGCUUUUCGCGGCACCCAUACGAAGAAUUAUCCUCGGGCCAGCAGCUAUGCAAGGUAUGCCGUGGUUCUACCUCAGUUGUUAAAUGUACUUACUGCCGCUCGGAAUUCCCCUCCGCCUCCAAAUCACAGAGUGCCUGUAAAAAAUGCGAACACUAUCUGAAUAAAUACGGCAAGCCCAGUGCCUGCGAGUGCUGCAAAAUCGUCGCUGCCUUUGGCAGCUCCAAAUGCAUGAGAUGCGCCAGCUACGAGGCAAAGUACGGACCCCCGACACAGUGCGACGAGUGCAAGCUGCGAUCAGCCUUUGACAGGCGCGACGAGAACAAAAAGGUCAAUGGCAAAGUCCUCUGCUGGCUAUGUACCUGCGCCUACAAACGCGCUCUGUUGAAGGCCCAGCAAGAGGGACGAAUAUCCAUGUCUAAAAAGCGGCCACACGAGAAGUCCUCAUCGACGGCUCACAGAGAGAGCCACGCGUCUGCCAAGAAAGCAACACGCGGCGGCGACAUUUCCAAAGGAGCUAGCAACGUGAAUUCCAGUGGUGUGACAUCAGUCAGCGGCGCAGGCCUAGAUCUGCCCGACAAGAUAUCGCGGGGCAAUGGCGGCAAUGGCACAAUCGCCGCACCAGCUGCGAUCACAGUAGACACAAACUCGUCGGAUCACGUGGUGGCCAUUACAUAUCUAAAGGAGCGCAUCGCCAGUCUGGAGAAGCGCUUGAAUCAAAAGGACAAAGAACUGCUCGAGAAGGACAAGCAGUUGACAGAGCUGAAGGGCAAGAACUUCGAGAAGGAAAACGAGAUGCGCAACAGACUGAAAGAGGUCGAGCGACUGCAUGACAUGAAAGUAGAUAACUUGAAUCGCAAAGUCGCUAGCCUUUUGAAAGAAAUAGCCGUCAUGAAGAAGAGCACCAACAAGAAGAGCGGCGGCGGCAGCGGCGGCAAGGCUGAAAAGGAAGCAGUGAAACGUGAGAAUUUGUCUCCCAAAGAAGAGAUUGUCGCUGCCGCGCCUGAGAAGCAGAGCAAGCGCGAACCAGAGCGUGAUCUGGACAAGGAUGAGAAGAGUCUCGACCGCGAUGAGGAGCGCAGUGACCAGGAGCGUGGCAGCGUGCAUUCACGCUCCGCCUCCAGCAGUCCCUCUUCGAACUGAACGCACAGUUAACCCAACGAGCAUCAUUCACACUGUCGCAAUCACGCUGCAUUGCCGUGUCUUUGUUGUAAUGAUUUUUAGUUUGUCGCUAUACACAUUUAGACUAUUACGCAUAUAAUUUUAAUUGUAACAUAAUUAUUACAAUAUUGUUUCCUACCAUUUUAUGUCUACACAUUUCCCCACUCAAAUUGUUCUCUUUCAUCUAUUCUUGAUCUGCCUUCCUCCAUGGGAAUCACCGAUUAGAAAAUGUAAUUAUAUAGGCUCAACUUACAAAAUUUUUAGUUUAAUUUGCCAGAUGAAACAAAACUCGAAGAAGAAUCCAUUGUUUACAAACUUAACAAAAUAUAUACAAAUUGGGGACGAGAAAGCUA